AGAAGGUAAAAGAAAGGCCCCAAAAUUGUAUUUAUGUGCCCCUUAGGUAAUAUCUUCUGACUGAAGAAAGUUUUAAUUGUUAAAUUUGCGAUUUGUCCAAUUCAGAUUUAAGCAGCAAUAGUAAGAUAUCUCCAUUCCACUGGCUAAGUUUCUCAAAAAAGUAUGGAAGAUAAAUAUUAUUUCUUCUGCUUGUGUUCUGGCAGUGAAAUGCAAGUUAAGCUAGUAGGUGGCUUUCUGACACACAGAUGAUUAAAAUAAUAUUAAAAAGUCCAGAAUUCUGCCAGAAGAUAAAUUAUACAGUCUCAGAAAAAUACUUCAUACUUCCUAAGUGCAACUUGAAAAUAAUAGAAUAGUACUUUUACGUUAAGAAAAGAGAAGACCAAGCUUACUGAAGAUACACAAUAUUCUAUCUGCUUCUACCUUGUUUGCUGCUACACUUAGGGUGUGUACUCAGAAUCAUUUAUGUUGGAAAAGACCUUUAAAAUCAUCAACUCCAACUAUUAACCCAGCGCAGCCAAUUCCACCACUAAACCAUGUCCCUCAGUCCCACAACUACAUGGCUUAAUACCUCCAGGGAUGGUGACUCAACCUUGUCCAAUGCUUGACAACCCUUUCAGUGCAGAAAGUUUUCAUAUUGCCUAAUCUAAACCUGCCCUGCUGCACCUUCAGGUUGUUUCCCCUUGUCCUGACACUUACGACUUGGGAGAAGGGACCAAUCUUCACCUGCCUGCAACCUCAUCUCAGGCAGUUGUAGAGGGCUAUAAGGUCCCCCCUGAGCCUCCUUUUCUCCAGACUUAACAAUCCCAGCUCCCUCAGCCUCCACCGGUGCUCCAGACUGUUCACCAGCUUUUUGCCCUUUGUUGUGGAAGUAUUACUGUCUACUAGCAUUUUCAUCCCUGGAAGUCACUGAUAUUUCUUUGGGUGUAGGUAACUUGUGUACAAUAUGGAAGAAACAGUUUAUAAGAUCUAGAGAAUGUGCUCAUCAUGGAGAUAUUGAAGGAAAUACUGAUGGAAGCCCAGUUUUCUGAAAUACCUGAUUUACAAACUGUCUUAUUGGCAAGACAACACCUAUGAGGAAGGCUGUGAGCUCCUGCAGCCUUUCCAGGACCAACCAAUUACUUGUCUAUAGCAGCUGAGUCUUGCAUCUUGCCCUGGUACCAGUUUCACUUAAUCUGGUGUAAAGAGCAAGAACGUGUGAAAUAACUCAAGCCUCUUUCCUAGACACGUUUCCUAUUGCCUUCCAGCCUUAAAAUCUUCCACAAAAGUGGAAUCAUGACUGAUUUUUUUUUUCCCCUGGGAAAACAGUCACGAUAUAUGCAAAUUUUUCUUUUCAGUCUUUGACUACAUGCUAUUUUCUUGCUGCUAGCCCUCUCCCUUUUUCUUAAGUUUUUGGGUUUGUCCACAUUAUUAUUCAUUAGUCCCUAUCUGUUCUUAAUUAUGAAGUACAAAGCUUCUUGUCAUUCUUUAAAGUUAUUUUUUAAAUUGAAUUAUCCCACAACCCUCAUCCUUUUCUUGCAAAUGUAAAAAAUUUUGAUGAGAAAAUUAUCCCUUUUUGAUCCUUCAAAGAGAAAUCUUUAAAGCUCUGAGGUACUUCACACUCCUAAUCACACUCUGAAAAAUUAAAAGGUAACUAAUGUGACUGGAGCUCACUUUAUUACAAACCACAGUCAUCACAUUGGCAAAGAUGAGGAAAAAAAUCAGGAGAUUUUCACAUGGCACCGUGAGGGCCUAAUUUAGGUGAUGGAAACUUCGUGAAAAUCUCUUUGUGCUGUUAAAAUUAAGAGCAGACGUGAAUUAUUACAAUUGCUCAGUAUAACUUAAUAGAUGGAAACUUGGUAAGCUGCUGUAAUUUGGUUGCUCUGAAGUUCUGUGGCCAUACCACAAAUUUCUUCAUGCUUCAUACCAUGGAUUUCUUCAUGCCCCCAAGUACAGCACAGCUUGCUGCAGCCCGCCUGAGAACUGGGACAAGUGUGCUAGCUAGGAGUUGGAUCCACUAUAAUAAGAUUAUCCCAGAGCUAUACAGACCUCAGCAAGCGGCUAUUUUAAGCAGGGAAUAACAGAGAACAAGAGCAAACAGCCGCAAAAUAUGUCCAGCUGUCUCCAUUUCUGGAAUUCCAGGGUGGACAGUGUUGCUGUGGUGUGCUUACUGUCAGCCUCAGGUAGGACACAUCCCUUUCUUCUCCCUCCACCCUCUGCUUUCUCUUCUUUUUGACAACUUUAAUAGUUUAAUGAAUAUUUUAGAGUAUAAGCUUUAAUCGUAAACUUGGCUUGGAAAACACAAACCAUAAGCCUACUGGCAAGAAGCAGUGAGUUAUUUCCAACAUAAUUGUUUCCACAGGAUACCACCUGGUAUGUAUUUGCUCCACUUUAAUAGUCUCCAGUGGUUUAAUGUGAUAUAUUCAAAUCAAACCACUAAGCCAAAGUGCAUACAACACUUAAAAAAAUAUAUUCAGAAUAAUGCACAGCACUUUUUCUAUCUUUCAACAACUACUUGAUUUCUUAUUCAAGUGCUACCAACUCACCACUGGAUAUGUGCUAGUGCACUGCUCUUGGAGCGGACUCUCCUGGCUCUCUCAAGCACUUCAUCAGCUGCAUGUAGAGGAGAUGAAACCUCUACCCCUUUCUUUUAUCCUUGGGCAUGACUUUCUCCUUCCACUAUAGGCAUUGUCAAAGAUGGGUUGAGAGGAUUUGAGAAGAGAGUGUACAGUUUUCUAUUCUUCAUGUUGAUAGUUGAGUGUGGUUUUGUUCUGUGAAUGCAUGCCUUAUGCCUUAUGUUGGAGUGCCUUCAGCAUCAACCUAAAGCCAGAAUCAGAAUAAACAUGUCUGCUUCCAGAUGCAAAAAGAUCUUCUUCAAAAACUUUCACAAAUGGUCCUGCAAGGAAAACUAAGUUAUUAUUGCAUCUUUCUUUAUUGAAUAAAUGUGGUUAACAUCUUAAAAGAGUUUUCCAUUAAAGUGACAUUUUGUGACAAACCAAGAACUAGGACAUAAUCUUUAAGUCUGUCUGACUAACACUCGGAGAUGGAGUACUUUCCUCUGCUGUACUGGUGCACUGUUAUUUAUUUUUCUGUGAUGGGAUAUUAUGAUCAUAUAUAUUAUAAAUCUUUCCUGAGGGAGAUUUCAGUGACUUAUAAGAGUUUAUCUGGUCAAACUACUCAUCUGCAGUCAACAAUACAAAUAUGAAGUGAUUAUUUUGAAAAGCAAUAACAAGUAAGUUAAGUACUUUUUAAAUGUAUCGAGAAAGAAUAUAAAAGUAUCGUGAAUUAGUUUAAGGAUUUUAACCAAAAAUCAGUGAGAAGGCUUGGAAUAAACUUCUACUUUCAGCAUCUCAGAUGUAGAGAAAUUAAAAGUCAUUGUUAUAAAGUCCUAAAUUCUCUAGACUUGGAUUUAUUUUAUGUACUGUUGAUUGGAUAUCAGAGUUGGUCCCUACUGAAUAUUCUUGCAAAGGAUUUCAAAAUAACUGAAAUAAAUUGUCACAAAAUUUUAGUGAAGUAACAUUAUUGUGUAGCUCUUUCCACUUCCCUUUCUCUCCUUUUCACCUUCCUUUUGGAUCAGUGUAUGUAAGAAAAAGAUUACAGUAUAGAAAGAGGUUUUAGUAAAAUUAAAAUAUGUAGAACUUUAUAUCCUUCUCAUGUAACCUUCAUAUUGACUUGAAAGGGACAGAACAGACUCUUCACACCACAGUGCACUAGUUUGGAGCUUUAGUGAGCAUCACAAGAGGUCACUUCUACGAAUAGCAUGAAAAGCCACAAGCAUCUAAAACUGAAUUUGGUGAAAAGAUUUAAAAAUUAUUUAAGUUAUUUUGAUUUAAUGACAAUUUGACCAGACACAAUGGUCAAGGUUUUUGGCUUUAUAAUCAUGAUCAUCAGUGAUAUUUAGCACUGAUACCAGUAGCAAUUAUUGCUCCUGUCUUCCCAUUUGGACAACCAGAUCCUUUUAAAAUGUAGCUUCCUUAGCUGAUUUUUUUAAGCAUUGUAAUAGUCUUGACUUGUACAAUAAAAGUGCAAUAAGGAAGGAACAGAAGAGGGUACAGAGGUUUCCCCAUGUGUCUGUCUAUCCGAACCACCAGGGGGGACUAAUUCCUCAUCUAUAUCUUUACUGCAGCAAGUGUCUGAAAAAAACACCUAUGCUUGAACCAGGUCUAGAAAGUCACUGAGUUCAGCAGAGAGGUUGUCUUCGUUUAUAUUAAGAGAGCUUUUAUCUAAAAUCUUGUAAAUUUGCAGUACUCUUUCCAGUCUGUACAGCAAUGCCAGCACAAGUCUGGCCACAGAGGGACACGUGUUCAGCUGCGUAAUCGUAUCUAUUGGUAGGGUACGGUCAGUGCCAUCUCAUGACUUUUCCAGACUGGCCUGUGACUUGUGCUAAAUCUAUUGGACUGACAGAAGACUCAGCAGAGAGCCUGGCUUGGCUUCUUACUGCUUAAACUCACUCCAUACCAGUGACCAUGGCUUUGUGAUUGAAAGGAAUAUUUUUUUGACUGUACGUGCACAAGGCGUCUCUUCUUUAGUGGCUGCUUAAUCACUCCUUUGUGGCUGUCUCACUACUCCAUUUCUUUUUUCCAACUAUUACAGCCUUCCUGAUUUAUUUCAACUUCACUGCAUAUUUUACUAUUUUUAAGCAAGAUUUGACCGUCUUGAAAAAAAAACUGUGUUAUUGCUAUGAUCACAAAGGGUUAAUAUGUUUUAUAGUAUCCUGUUAAACAACAACAAAAAUCUGCGUGUGAAGUAUGUACUCUGGAGAUCUGUCAGGAAAGUUGUAUAAUUUUGAAUUUCUACUUAAAAGUCGAAUGCUAGAAGUUCCUUUUAAUUUUGAACUCUGUCAGGCUAUUGGGAUUCUUCUUGUGGUCUGUAGAAAGAUUUGGAAAUACUGAGGAGAUUUCUCUAGCCACAUUAAUUUUUCAAUUUUUUAUUUUGUGAAUUAUUACAUGUAUGAACUCAUUAGUUGGUGCUUUCAGGCACUUGUAAUUGAAUUCUCACCUUCCUUAACUAGUCUGGGAACUCUGCCCAUCUUCUGGGCGCAAUCAGUCAUAGUUUUGUGCGUGUCAUUAUUCUGAAAUUAUCUUUUGUGUUCCAUGCUCAGACUUCUGAAAACCAAUUUCCUAAUAUUUUACUAUUUUACGGUUUUAAUAUGUAAAGUAUUACUCUGGUAUACACAGAAUUUGUGAGAAUAAAAGCUUUUAGACGCUGUGAUGGGAAGUGGGAAGAGUCAGAACAAUUGAUUAAGUUAUAUUUGUUGUAAUUUUUAUUGAGUUUCCUGCUUAACACAAACUCAAAUACCUGUGUAUUUUAUAUACUGCUUCUUUUUUAAAAAAAAAACCCUAGACAAUUCCUGAUCUAAGAGGAGCCUGCAGAUAUACAUACAAAUCAAAAAGGUAGCUUGUCAGAAAUAAUUUAAUUUCUGUAAGUCAUUCUCCCAUAAAUUCGGUAGGUUUCUAUAUUUUAUUAUAGUGAGAAAGAAAAUUUAAUUGUUUCCUGUCAGUUAGAUGGUGAUUGUGCUCUCUUGAUGAGGUAUUAGCCUUUAUUUGAUCUGUUUCUGUAGCUGGGACUAGCAGUGUUGCCAGGUUUGUGCAGUAAGUGCUGACCCAGUUUGGACAACAUAAUUGAUAUAACAGAUACAGGCAAAAUAUGUUAUUCUUUGUGUAAUGCACUAACAGACAGAAAUAAGGGGAUGUAUCUAAACUGCUUUAAGACUUUUUGUUUCGGUGUCUCAAACUUGAGUAUCAAAAUCUGCAACCUGGAACGUUUUCAGCAUCCCAGGAUAAAAUCAGGUUGUAACCUAUCUUCAGUUGUGACAGGUAGAUUUUCUGUUCUUAUUUGAAACAUCCCAAUCCAAAUUUGACUGCUUUUGUUAGUAAUUGACUAAUAUUCGGGGUCCACCUUGACCCAGCCUUUGCAUGGCUCUGUGCUGUUGGGCAAACCAUACAGUGCUGCUUCUCCAACAGAGACUGUGGGGAAGUCUGGGAAUUGUGGGAAUUAUCAGUUGUAAUUUUAUGGAUUUUUAAGUUUUCUCUCCCUAAGAAAAAUAACUGUGAUAGAUACAGCUUUGAAGGUGGUAGCUGGCAUCAUGCAGGACAUCAAUGGUUCUACUCAAUAACAUGUCAGAUGGUUGUGUUCAGCUCCUUUUGGAAAUAUAUCAUCUAAUUACAAAUUUCUAGUGUGUUCUUAAAGCACAGUGAGCUUUGUGAGAAAUUAUUAUGAAAGCUUGUGAGAGUUACUGACUACAUAUUGGUAAAAGAGUGGUCUUGGUUUUCAUCAAUUUUUCUUUUCUUUAAUAGGUACAGGAAACUCUGUGUUUGAAUUUAUGCCUUUAAAAAUGUUACACCUGAUGACUCAACUAUACUUGCCUUUUACAUACUUCUGGUAAUCGUGUUUUUAUUUCCGUUCCCCUUUUCACACAAUUUUCUCUUUCACUUUUCACCCGUGGCUUGAGCUACGUUGUCUGGGGAAAAUAUAGCAACAAAAGCAGAAAUUCUUUUUCUUCAUAAAAUUUAUUGUGAUGAUAACUGAUGGUACUGCAGUAGGAUUAAUUAAGAUUGCAGAGAAUUUGAAAAAAUAUCUGAACUUUCCCUGAAGACAUGUGACUGAGGAUGACUGUGCUGAAUUUUGUUCCUCUUUCCUCAAAACAGAGUUUUAUUCUGUUAGAUACUGAGCAAAAAAAAGUGAUUAUGUUUGGACUUAUUUUUUUCACUUUAUUCACCUCUGGAGUUGGUGAAUUUCUUUGUAUGUCAUCAGAUCUUGAAAUGUCGUAUACUUUUUGUGAUUCUACAGCUCAUGCUUUCGUGUUUAAUAUGACACCUUGCAGCGUCAUGAAAACAAACAUCUGGAAGGCUACUCUUAACUGGAUUCCAAGAAGUGACAUCACCUUUUUGAAGAUUGUCUUCCAUGUCUGGCACGAUGGUGACAGAGCGUUUCACUGGAAGCAUCUCCUGUGCAGUGGAGCUGACGAUGAAUACUCAUUGUGUGAAACGCUGAAAGGAGAAACACUUGUAGAAGAAUUUGACAUUAAAGGUUUAAGAAUACAAUUUCUAAAGGGCAAUUAUAAUAUUAUUAUACAAGGAUUCUCUGAUGAUUCUGAGAAUAAUAUGGUCAUAUGCUUGAAUUUCACCAUGAUAGUAAAACAAGAUGUUUACUGAGUGCGACAAACUUUUCAAGUAAUUCAAGAACACUGAGGUAACUUCUGCAAGCAACUGGAAUCCAAGCUGCAAAGUAAUAAGCAAACUAAAUUUCCUGAGGUAGAAUACAUCUUGUGCUGUCUGGAAAGCUAUAUGAUAUAUAAUCUUACUCGUUUAUCAGAUCGUUUAUUUACUGUAAUCAGAUGCUCAGCCAACGUGCACAAAAUCUCCGGGUAUCAGGCAUUCUGAUUAAUCACAGAAUAACCCUGACUGGAUGGCAGGCUGAGGACUGCAUUUUGGUGCUGUGCCUUGAGUUAUGAUAAAGUCAAGUUCUUCAGACUGAGCUAAACUAAUCACGAAGUUUGGAAGUUUUGAAGUGCAAGAAUCAGAAGUUUAUCAGUACUCAAUUUAAAACAUAGCAAUUGAAUUUUGGAACCCUGCCAUAAGUUGUUGGGUUUUUUCCUUUGAACAAUAAAACUUUUUUGUACAAUCAA
Pipra filicauda (Wire-tailed manakin) is the source of this 7603-nucleotide messenger RNA. It is a transcript of the gene LY96, whose product is annotated as lymphocyte antigen 96. Gene Ontology annotation, biological process: cellular response to lipopolysaccharide; detection of lipopolysaccharide; toll-like receptor 4 signaling pathway. NCBI's taxonomy places the organism in Eukaryota, Metazoa, Chordata, Aves, Passeriformes, Pipridae. Bases 6585 to 7130 code for a protein of 181 amino acids. The record is from RefSeq and is a predicted model, not a curated record. Gene Ontology annotation, cellular component: lipopolysaccharide receptor complex. The transcript has 5 exons. Gene Ontology annotation, molecular function: lipopolysaccharide immune receptor activity; lipopolysaccharide binding; Toll-like receptor 4 binding.